AGACAUGUUCACAUGUUGCAGCAAUCCUUUUCAAGGUAGAGGCAUUCAACAGGCUUGAACUGGGAAAAAGUAGUUGCACAUCGUUGCCAUGCGUUUGGAAUCAAACCUUCACAAAGAAUGUCAAACCUGCUCGAGCAGAUGAUAUCAAAUUCUUCAAGCCACGACAUCAAAAGUCUACUUCUGUAACAGCCACAGGGUCGCAAAGUGGAUCUUCCGGAGUAGUGUGUGAACUUGACCAGCCUCAGUUAGACAAAAAGAAGUUUCUUGAUGCUUUAUUUGCUUGCUCUCCAAACUCUGCUAUAUUCUCAGUAAUGUAUGGAUACAUAGACAUGUCACUUGUUGCUGUGGAGGCAGAUACUGAAGUAAACCUUCCCAUGCAAUUAUUCAAUUUGUACCAGCCUAGUUACUCGCAGUUACCACUAACUGACUUGUCACAGGUAGUCGCAACUACUUUUAAUAAAUAUCUGAGGGUAACGCAAGCAGAAUGUGACUUUCUAGAGAGCUCAACAAGGGGUCAGUCUUCUUCCUACUUAUGGCACGAUUAUAGGAGAGGUCUCAUCACCUCAUCACACUUUCACUCAGUGCUGCAUCAUACUGGUAGAGCUUAUCCUACAUCAAUUGUGCAAACAAUAAUGCAAUACAAAAGUCUCAGUUCUUAUAUUCCUUCUUUAAAGUGGGGUAGAGAACAUGAAGAUAUUGCUCGCAAAGAAUAUGCUAAAUACAUGAUAACUCAUGCUUCCUUUACCGUACAGGAGUCUGGACUAGUUAUUAAUGCAUCUUACCCAUUCAUUGGAGCAAGAAGUCCCGACGGAAUAGUUAACUGCAUAAUAAACUGUUGUGGUGAUUAGGCAGUUUAUCCGUUCCCUUGCGUAUUACUGGCAGCCCAAAAUGCAGGGAUGAGAAUUAUUAUACCUCCCUGACAUGGCUGAUAAUCACCAACAUUAUGCACACAAUUAUGCACACAAUCACACUCAUGGAGUUCUUAUUUU
Molecule: messenger RNA, 989 nt
Organism: Amphimedon queenslandica
Lineage: Eukaryota; Metazoa; Porifera; Demospongiae; Haplosclerida; Niphatidae
Exons: 2
Coding region: 312-848 (178 amino acids)
Source: RefSeq, a predicted model, not a curated record